AUGGCACUAGGCAGAAUCGUGCAUUAUGCUGUAGACGCAGUACUAGUUUCAACUGUCGUCGCCGGCAUCCGGAGGUCGAGUGGAUUCGCCGUUGACACGACUCUGAUAUCAGACCCCACUAUGCGCUCAUUUGCUGAUCGUUUCCUCGGCGUCGGCGAAACCAUAUUCGACAUGGCCGCAGCUACGUCUGUUAAUAGCGAUUAUUUCAGGAAGGACUCAAGGAGAUAG
Molecule: messenger RNA, 228 nt
Organism: Suillus clintonianus
Lineage: Eukaryota; Fungi; Basidiomycota; Agaricomycetes; Boletales; Suillaceae
Product: DUF1748-domain-containing protein
Exons: 2
Coding region: 1-228 (75 amino acids)
Cellular component (GO): cytoplasm
Source: RefSeq, a predicted model, not a curated record